Microthlaspi erraticum is the source of this 651-nucleotide messenger RNA. The record is from the annotation of a GenBank genome assembly. NCBI's taxonomy places the organism in Eukaryota, Viridiplantae, Streptophyta, Magnoliopsida, Brassicales, Brassicaceae.
AUGCUGAUAUUCCGGCACCAAACUCGAUCGAGCUGGAACAAAACCCUGAACCAUAGCUCGAUCGAGCUGAAGAAACCAGACUUAGCAAGACAAACCAGAGCUCGAUCGAGCCGAGAAGAGAACAACAAAGCAAACUCCAGCCAACCAACUAAACCUGUUGCAAAGAAGAAAGACACUCCAUCAGGACCACCACCAUACAAACCCCCUCUACCCUUUCCAGGAAGGUUCAAGAAACAGCUGUUGGAAGCACACAAGGCCAAGUUUGAUGAACUAAUGAGACAACUUGAGCUGAAGUUGCCUUUCAUCGACGCCUUGAUGCUCAUUCCACCUUAUCAGAAAUUUCUGAAGGAUGCUGUUCAGCAAAGAACCAGGGAAGCACAAGGGAUGGUAGUGUUGACUCGUAGUGCAGUGCAAUCAUUCAGCGGAAGCCUCUGCGAUCUAGGAUCAUCUGUCAGCCUCAUGCCUUUGUCUGUAGCAAAGAGACUGGGAUAUCACAAGUAUCAAGCCUGCGGAAUCUCACUAGUCUUGGCAGAUAGAUCGAUAAGGUUACCAACUGGAAUGCUUGAAGACCUGCCUUUGAGAAUAGGGAAUGUAGAAAUCCCCACCGACUUCAUUGUGCUGAGAUGGAUGAGGAACCAACAGAUCCAUUGA